This is a messenger RNA of Aspergillus steynii IBT 23096, 1730 nucleotides long. RefSeq names its product CDP-diacylglycerol--glycerol-3-phosphate 3-phosphatidyltransferase. The transcript has 3 exons. The record is from RefSeq and is a predicted model, not a curated record. Gene Ontology annotation, molecular function: CDP-diacylglycerol-glycerol-3-phosphate 3-phosphatidyltransferase activity. NCBI's taxonomy places the organism in Eukaryota, Fungi, Ascomycota, Eurotiomycetes, Eurotiales, Aspergillaceae. Gene Ontology annotation, cellular component: mitochondrion. Bases 60 to 1658 code for a protein of 532 amino acids. Gene Ontology annotation, biological process: cardiolipin biosynthetic process.
GCUACUCCCCUCGCAAGGCCUGCAUACUGUCGGAGCUGCUACGGCAGGCGGCUUUCAAGAUGUUCGGACGCAUUGGUGGCCAGGCUUUUCGAUUUUCCGUGCGCAGGCCCGUCGCGCGGAGGAAACUCUGUGAGCGCAAAUUCUCGGCCUACACGGCGAACACUGCUCCCAGCACCACUGGUCUUUCGACAGCCUCGCCUCUGGGGACUAUUACGGCGGAGCUGGAUCGGGUUGCUCCUUGCUUCGAGGUCCCGGCUUCCAGGAUCACAGUCCUGGAUUCACCGGCCUCGUUCUACAGAACCCUCAAGGACAAAAUACUUAAAGCCCAGAGACGCAUCUAUCUAUCUACAUUGUACAUAGGCAAGACGGAAUAUGACCUUAUCCAGACCUUGAACCAGGCUCUGCGUGACAAUCCCGACCUCAAAGUAUCGAUCCUGACGGACUGCUUGCGAGGCACGCGCGAAACGCCUAAUCCCUCAUGCGCCUCGCUUCUUUCUUCGCUGGUCGCAGAAUAUGGCGCAGAUCGAGUGGAAAUUCGCAUGUUUCAUACUCCAAACCUCACUGGAUUGAGGAAAAAAUGGGUUCCUCGUAGGAUCAACGAAGGCUGGGGUCUUCAGCAUAUGAAACUUUACGGUAUCGACGAUGAGAUUAUUCUUUCGGGAGCGAAUUUGUCCAGUGACUAUUUUACCAACCGCUUGGAUCGGUACCAUGUCUUUAGCUCCAAAGAGCUCACAGAGUACUAUGCUCGGAUCCACCAUGCGGUCUGCAAUCUCAGUUUCCAAGUCUUACCCGAUCCUCACAAUUCAUCCGGCUACCUGUUGGACUGGCCCAUUGCCAAUGGUACCCCUUCUCCUCUAGACAAUCCCGAAGAUUUCAUCGCGUAUUCUUCAACCGUCUUGAGCCCGCUCAUCCAGCCCUCCAGCAACUCCGCCCUCCAAGAGAAGACAUCAGGCCAAACAUUCGUCUACCCUGUGGCACAAUUCACGUCGUUGAUGAAGCCGGAUACCUCCACCGAGUUUCCCGCCGUCACCACUAUUCUGCGGUUACUUUCUACUUCCUCCGCUUUCGAGGGGGCCCGCUGGCUUUUCACCGCCGGCUAUUUCAACAUCCACCCUGUUCUUUCUUCCCUUCUGAUCGCAAGCACAUCCACUUCCGAAACCGCAUCGACCACCCGCGGCACCGUUCUGACGGCCUCCCCUUGGGCCAACGGGUUCUACGGCUCUUCCGGCAUCUCCGGCAUGCUUCCUGCCGCCUACACCCAUCUCUCGGCCCGGUUCCUCGACCGCGUUGCCGAAGCGCAGAGGACAAAUUCGAUCCAGCUCAAAGAAUGGCGCCGUGGAACAGUUGGCGAACCGGGUGGCUGGACCUAUCACGCCAAGGGGCUAUGGAUCACACUUCCGAAGGAAGAGCAUCCCAGUCUGACCUUUGUGGGGAGCAGCAAUUACACCAAGCGCAGCUAUAGUCUCGAUCUCGAGGUCGGAGCCCUAGUCGUUACAGGGGAUCAAGAGUUGAAGCGACAGCUGGGCGCAGAGACCGAGAGGCUACAGAAGGACUCGCAGGUCAUUGCCCGCGAUGAUCUGAGGAAGGUUGAACGCCGGGUCAGCUGGAAGGUCCGCCUGGCGAUGUGGAUUGUCGAGAAAGUGGGGGGCGCCUUAUAGUUGCCUUUCUUUCACGGCAGUAGUUUUGAUGGCGAUUAGUAUGGCGUGUUCCUUUUUUUUUUUCGAUAGAAU